Molecule: messenger RNA, 1553 nt
Organism: Macrosteles quadrilineatus (aster leafhopper)
Lineage: Eukaryota; Metazoa; Arthropoda; Insecta; Hemiptera; Cicadellidae
Product: carbonic anhydrase-related protein 10-like
Exons: 10
Coding region: 203-1198 (331 amino acids)
Molecular function (GO): zinc ion binding; carbonate dehydratase activity
Source: RefSeq, a predicted model, not a curated record
UCGAAGGCACAACUCUCGUCGCUCGUCGUCAAAUAUUACGCGUGAAGGAAGUUAACUCCAAAAUGGCAUUGUUGCUACAUAAACAUUAGACUUGUCUAUCAAUUUAAGUAGUAAUUAUCUGAAAUCGUAAGCAAUACUACAGUGUUAAAUAUUUUAUAAGCUUUAUCUUAGUUUUGUAUUUGUAAGGUUGUGAUCUGUAAACAUGAUAAGUUUAUUGUACAUCGCCGUCAUUGUUGGGAGCCUCUUCGCUCUACAGUUUUACUUGGUCACUGCCAGCUGGGAGGAGUGGUGGACAUAUGAUGGUAUAUCAGGACCAGAAUAUUGGGGGCGUAUCAACCCUGAGUGGAGUUUGUGCAACAAAGGAAGACGACAAUCACCCAUCAAUGUGGAACCUCACAAGCUGUUGUUUGAUCCUCAUCUCAGACACUUGGACAUCGACAAACACAAGAUAAGUGGUACGCUGAUCAACACAGGCCAGUCGCUCGUGUUCCGUGUAGACAGAGACAGUAAGCAACACGUCAACAUCUCCGGAGGACCUCUGGCCUAUCGCUACCAGUUCGAGGAGUUCUUCUUCCACUACGGCAUCCAGAACCAGCACGGCUCGGAGCACCGCAUCCACGGCUACACAUUCCCGGGGGAGAUACAACUGUAUGGCUUCAACGCAGAGUUGUACCACAACAUGUCGGAGGCUCAACACAAGUCUCAAGGAAUUGUGGGCAUAUCUCUCAUGGUACAGAUUGGUGACAUUAACCAGCCAAACUCUGACCUACGUAUCAUCACCAGCACGUUCAACAAGGUGUUGUAUAAAGGAUCAUCGAUGCCGAUCCGCUACCUGUCUCUACACAGUCUUCUUCCUGACACGACUCACUAUAUGACGUACGAGGGAUCCACGACCCAUCCUGGAUGUUGGGAAACUACUGUGUGGAUCAUCAUCAACAAACCUGUCUACAUCACCAAGCAAGAGAUGUACGCCCUGCGGAAGCUGAUGCAAGGCAGUCAGGAUAUUCCUAAAGCUCCUCUUGGCAACAACGCUCGUCCACUGCAACCACUUCAUCAUCGCACCGUCCGUACCAACAUUGACUUCCAAAACGUCGACAAUGCCUUGGGCAAAAGCUGUCCAGUCAGUAUGAAGAAGGAAAUGUACUACAAAGCUAACCAGUGGAGAAACAUGCCGGACGCUCAGUUCCUUCAGUUGUAGACCUCGUGUUGUGUGCUGUAGCUGCCAGAAACCCUGUGUAGAUAGCUUCACCUUGUAUAUGUACAGACGUUACUCCGCCACCGCUGACUAGUUGUUGACGAAUAUUUAUUAAAAUAUACGAAGUACUUGUGUUCAAUUUUUAUACCUAAAUGUUUGUCUUUGUAAACCGUACUAGAAAAAGAGAUUGUACCGUUUAUAACUAACAAUAAAAAGCUAGAAUACCUGAAGUACUGUCACCAGCUUAAUACUGGUUUGGAAAAUAAAAAUCCUUUAAAUGCCAAGUAACUUAAAAUUCCCUCUUAAAUUCUGGGAUUGUGAAGAGUCGUCAUAAUCUCACUUGCAUACGAAUAUGAAC